Molecule: messenger RNA, 720 nt
Organism: Trypanosoma theileri
Lineage: Eukaryota; Euglenozoa; Kinetoplastea; Trypanosomatida; Trypanosomatidae
Product: syntaxin 7
Exons: 1
Coding region: 1-720 (239 amino acids)
Biological process (GO): vesicle fusion; exocytosis; intracellular protein transport
Cellular component (GO): plasma membrane; endomembrane system; SNARE complex
Molecular function (GO): SNAP receptor activity; SNARE binding
Source: RefSeq, a predicted model, not a curated record
AUGACGCUAGAUGAAGGAGAGACUCUCUCGCGGGCGGUGCAGCAGCUACGCCGGGCAUGUAGUGAUGUGUCUGGUGCUACCGCAGAGUUGGGCACUGCGCGGGAUAUGAUGGCUCGUGAGAAGUUGCGCAAAGCACGCUUACUUGCCACACAAUGUGAGGGAAAAGUCUCUGGUAUUCUCUCUUCAUGUGUGGGGGCGGAGAUGGUUGCUUUGCGGGGUCAGUUUCACUCUGCAAUGUCAGAGUUUGAUGUGCUUAAUAAGGAAGCCACACGAAAGGAAAGACAAACGUGGCGAUCCAGUGUCCAAACCGAUACUUCUUCAUUAGGAAGAGGAGGGGAAGCGGGAAGGGGUGAGUCGCUUGCAAUGUAUGAACCUGUGCGAGUUCAGGAGAUAAAAACUGUUGAUAUGUCGGAAUUUCACACAGAAGAGGCACUUCAACGUGAAAAGUUGCUCGGUGUGAGAGAAAUUGAAGGCAAUAUGAUGGAUCUGAGGACCACAUAUAUGGAGUUUAAUGACCUUGUGCAGCAUCAGCAGACUAAUCUUGACAUGAUGACAGAGAAUGUUUCUUCUACACAGACAUAUGUGGAAAAGGGAAGAAGUGAGAUUAAAGUUGCCUCUAGACGCCAACGUUGUGGGAGGAAAAUGUUGUGUACUAUUGCUGGUGUUCUUGUUAUUGUUAUUAUUGUUGUCAUUGUAGUGGUUGUUGUUCUCAAACGUUGA